AGAUGACUUGUGUUAUUAUAGUAAACUUAAAUAUAGGCUUUUUUUAAUCUCUCGGUGCUUUUUUCUGACUAGGUCAGAUUUCUAAGAGCCCUUUGACUUUCCUUUCCUCUCCCACAAUUCCACGCCUGAGAAGCCUGGCAGCUAUGAUCCAGCAGUGCUGGAGGUGAUUAGUCUCACCUCAACGGAUGUCUCAGGAGAAUUGUGCCUUUCUGCGGUAAAUUGGAACUGGCUCAUUAAUUUGUUGAGCGUGAUAUGCUGAUCCGCCUCCACACACACACACACACACACACACACACACACACACACACACACACACAGUUCCCUCCACCCUCCACCACUUGCUGUCUGAAAAAAAAAAUCAUGUUUGCUGUGAGACUUCAGUGGUGAAGACACUGUAAACAAGUAGAAGGGAGAGGAAGAGCAGAGGCAAGCAGAAAGGGAAGAAGGGACUCUUGAGUCAGCUCUGGAUGCUGGAUCACACCCUGCUGGGGAGCGAUCGUAGCCCUACAUCUGACAUCUGCAGGUUUGGAGUUGAUCCAGGAUGCAGUCCUACCUCGCUCUGGUGCUGGGGAUCGUGGCCUCUGCUGCCUCAGCGGAAUGGAGGCGUCCGGUGAUCAUGUUCAACUCUAAGGUGGUGGAAAGUUCUGAGUUGGUGGUCAGAUCUGGGACCCCUCUGGAUCUGAGGUGUGAGGGCGACGGGCCUGUAAACUGGCAAACGAGGUUAGCCAAACACAGACGCUUCGUGUCCAAGGGCAGCGGGAAAGUCCGCACCUUAAAGGUGGAACGCCCCUCUGCAGAAUUUACAGGAACAUACAAGUGUGUUUACACGACUGGGUCGAAGCAACUCGCCUCCUCAGUGCAUGUGUACGUAAAAGAUCCAAACCGUGCGUUCUGGACCAGCAGCACGUCCCUGCGGGUGGUGAAGAAGGAGGGUGAGGACUACCUGCUGCCCUGCCUGCUGACCAACCCGGCAGCCACAGACCUGGGCCUCCGCAUGGACAACGGCACCUCUGUGCCACCGGGCAUGAACUUUACAGUUUACCGGCACCGUGGUAUUCUUAUCCACAAGCUCCUCCCAGGCUUCAAUGCCGACUAUGUCUGCACAGCCAGGGUCAGAGGAGUGGAAAUGAUCUCCAAGGUCUUUUCCAUCUACGUCAUUCAGAAGCUUCGUUUUCCUCCAUACGUACUCUUGGAGACCGAUGACUAUGUGCGCAUUGUUGGGGAGGAGCUCAAAAUUUGCUGCACAACACACAACCCCAACUUCAACUACAAUGUCACCUGGAAAUACAUCACCAAGUUGAAACCAACUAUAGAGGAGAGGGUUCACUCCAGUGGAGAAAAUCGCCUGGACAUACAGAGCAUACUGACCAUCCCGGCUGUGGACCAUACAGACACAGGAAACAUUUCCUGCAUUGGCACUAAUGAAGCAGGGGUGAACAGUUCAACGACAUACCUGCUGGUUGUAGACAAGGCCUACAUCCGGCUGUUGCCCCAGCUGUCCCCUAAACUAGCCCACCAGGGUCUUUCAGUGCAGGUGAACGAGGGAGAAGACCUGGAGCUGACCGUGCUCAUCGAAGCGUACCCCCAGAUUACAGAGCACAGAUGGCACACCCCAACAUCUCCAAACAUGUCCACACAGGAGCACAAGCUCAUCAGAUACAACAACAGAUACCAUGCUAUGCUGCAGCUGAAGAGAAUGAAUGCACAGGAGCAGGGGAAAUACAUCUUCUAUGCCAAGAGUGUCUUGGCCAAUGCCUCCAUCACAUUCCAAGUCCAAAUGUAUCAGAGACCCGUUGCUGUGGUGCGAUGGGAAAACAUAACCACGCUCACUUGCACCUCAUUUGGCUAUCCUGCCCCCAGAAUCAUCUGGUACCAGUGUUUUGGGAUACGCCCUACGUGCAAUGAAAACACCUCUGGGCUGCAGCUGGCGAUCCCUCUCCAGGCUCCCACAGUGGAGGUCCAGAGGGAGGAGUACGGGGCCGUGGAGGUGGAGAGCGUCCUCACCGUGGGGCCAACCAGCCGGAGGAUGACCGUCGAGUGUGUGGCCUUCAACCUUGUCGGCGUCAGCAGCGACACUUUUGCCAUGGAGGUUUCUGACAAACUCUUCACUUCCACCUUGAUUGGAGCAGCAGGCAUUCUCGCCAUCCUCCUUGUGCUACUGGUUUUUCUGUUAUACAAAUAUAAGCAGAAACCCAGGUAUGAGAUCCGCUGGCAGAUCAUCGAGGCAAGAGAUGGAAACAACUACACCUUCAUUGACCCCACUCAGCUGCCUUAUAAUGAGAAGUGGGAGUUCCCAAGAGACAAGCUGAAGCUAGGGAAGAUCCUCGGUGCAGGAGCUUUUGGAAAGGUCGUUGAGGCCACAGCCUACGGCCUGGGAAUGGAAGACAAUGCAUUGCGUGUAGCUGUGAAAAUGUUAAAAGCCAGUGCCCAUUCCGAUGAAAGGGAAGCUCUGAUGUCUGAGCUGAAGAUCCUGAGCCACCUGGGACACCACAAGCACAUCGUCAAUCUACUGGGAGCCUGCACUUAUGGAGGACCAGUGCUUGUGAUCACAGAGUACUGCAGCCUCGGCGACCUCCUGAACUUCCUUCGUCAGAAGGCAGAGACGUUUGAGAACUUUGUUAUGAACGUUCCCGACAUCAUGGAGGGCUCUAAUGACUACAAGAACGUCUGCAGUGAGAGACAGUAUAUUAGAAGUGACAGCGGGAUCUCCAGUACAUCUUCAAGCAGUUACUUAGAGAUGAGACCCAGCCAGGUGCCACAUAUCGAAUCAUCUCCAGACUCUGUGUGUGAGGAGACAGGUGACUGGCCGCUGGACAUUGACGACUUGCUGAGGUUUUCCUUUCAAGUGGCUCAGGGCCUUGACUUUCUGGCAGCCAAAAACUGUAUUCAUAGAGACGUGGCUGCUAGGAAUGUCCUCUUGACCGACCGCAGAGAGGCCAAGAUUUGUGACUUUGGCCUGGCACGCGACAUCAUGAAUGACUCCAACUACGUGGUGAAGGGCAAUGCCCGUCUGCCAGUGAAGUGGAUGGCUCCAGAGAGCAUCUUUGACUGUGUCUACACCAUCCAGAGUGACGUCUGGUCCUACGGUAUCCUCCUGUGGGAGAUCUUCUCUUUAGGCAAGAGCCCUUACCCCAGCGUGGCUGUGGACUCCAGGUUCUACAAGAUGGUGAAGCACGGCUACCAGAUGUGCCAACCAAACUUUGCUCCAGCUGAGAUCUACACGAUCAUGAAGAUGUGCUGGAAUCUGGAGCCCACAGAGCGUCCGACGUUUAGCAAGAUCAGUCAGAUGAUACAAAGACUACUCGGGGAGCAACCUGAGCAGGAACAGCUAAUCUACCAGAAUUUGCAGCAGCAGGUCACAGAGGGUGAGGUGAGUGACGAGCCCAAGUGCUGCGACGGCCCCUGUGACCAGUCUUGUGACCACCAGGAAGAGGAGCAGCAGCCUCUGAUGAAGACCAAUAACUACCAGUUUUGCUGAAAGCCCUAGCUGCCAAUCAAUCAGUAAAUGAAUCAUCAACAAGCAUCAGGACAUUGGGAUCAGCUGUAGUCCUACGGUCUGUUCUAGGCGCCGGACAGUCGCAGACAGUCGCCUUCACGGCUAUUUUUUGCCUGCUGUGCCUGCUCGGUAUGAGCAGGCACAUGCAGCUGCAGCAAGCAUGUGACUUACUUCUUUGCAGACCAUGACUAGUAAUUACCACAUCUAGGAGGAAGAGGAGGAAACAUGUCAACAAACUGCACAAGCAUCCAAAGCUGUACCUUAUCCUAAACAUCGCUCCUUCUGAUAUGUAUUUCAGGUAUAAUCUGUUAUCCAAAGGAGAAUGUGUUCUUAAUUAUAUAUUGUGCACUGCGUUUAUUUCUAUUUUAUAUUACUUCCCCACGACACUGAAUGUCUUUGUCGAGAUUUCAGUCAUAAACACUAUGUGACUACUCAGCUUUAUGUGCUCUAGACGAGUUAGGUUUUAGUCUCUGAUCACCUUAGACUAAUGAAACAUCUAAACAGAGCGAGUGUUUUUCCCCUGUUUUAACAUGCUGAAUCAACCAUUGAGAAGGCAAAGAAUGACCAUGUUGUUUCCCUCUCUGUGCUGCAGUCAUAGCUGUAUUUCUUGUGACUCACUCACAGCAGCUGUCCGUUGGUGGGAACAUGUGAUUGUUCCACUUCAACCUAGUUAAUUAAGCAGUGCUCAGUGGGAUUUUUGGAGCAGGGAACACAACUGAACUGAACGGGGAAAUCUGUGGAUCUGUUAUGGAUCAGACGAACAAUGUUACAUGACGAUGUGAAAUCCUUUUGUUUUUCUUUUUUUUGCGGAGCACAACUUAAUCUUAACUUCCUGUAGAUUUAGACGAGUGUUAGGAUGUAAGCUUCACCGAUGUCUAUAUGUAGCAGCCAGUCAGCCUACACUGCCAACUGUUUGAAGACUUUAGAGUAACAUAAGCUAUGUGAGAGAUACACAGUGAGAUGUCAGAUAAUGUAUAUAUCUCAUGAUGUAAAUCAAGAAUUAUCUUUAUAUUUGCUGGAAUGUUGUAGAAUAGAUGGUAGUUCAUCAAUAUGUCAUAUAUGUGUUGUGUGGGUUUUUGUAACAGUGCAAAUGAGACAAUCAAUGCAAAAUCUGCAAAUGAAAUCGUUGAAAAAGGCUUUGAAUGAAGCUUUACCUUUAAAACUUCAGAAUGUAAAGUUUUUAUAUAUACGACGAGAUUAAGAUGUGGUGCCAGAUAUUUCGAGUUUUUCUUUGUUGUACCUCACUGAGCUGAUAUAAACUGUGCUGCCUUUAUGUUUAUCUCUUCUUACUUCCCUUUUUUUUAUUGGAGAAUGUCCAAUUUGCAUUUCCUCUGGAACAAUUCUCACAGUAUCUGUCAACAUUGCAACUCUGACAUCUUUGUAGGGAAGUAGUCAUCCCACCGCUCAGACUACAGAAAGUACAAAUGCGUUUUCUCCGUUGUGUGGUUUCAGCUAAAAUCAUAUUUGUUUUGAAGUAACCCACCACUUUUAGACACUUUAUGGGGUGCCAAACAUUCUAUGUUACAUUUUUAACAACAGUCUUUGUUCAGUUGUCCACCAAGAAACUGAGAUAUGACAAAGUUUGAGUAAAGCAUAAUAAUCUCCACAGUGCCUUUGUUGCUCUGCCAGUAUCCUCCUCUAUCAUUUCCUUUAGUUGCCUCAGAAUUAAUUAUUUCUCAUAACUGUGGCAUUUUGUCCACAUCAUUUCAAAGAUCUUAUUAGCAACAGCACCGACACAUAUUCUUGGGCUUCAUGUUGACGUUUCUCCUCAAAAAGAUUUUUGUUAUAGUUUGAAACAUUUUCUGUUUUUCAGGAAUGUAAAGCAUAAAUCAUGAGCUCAACUGUACUGCUAUAUAAUAAGUGAAGAUUUAAACAGCAAAUGUCUGUGUUUUGUUGGUUGUUAACUUUAAUUAGAAUGAUAUAAAUUCAAUUAAGCAGA
Anarrhichthys ocellatus (wolf-eel) is the source of this 5435-nucleotide messenger RNA. It is a transcript of the gene csf1ra, whose product is annotated as colony stimulating factor 1 receptor, a. The coding region runs from base 542 to 3478 and encodes 978 amino acids. The record is from RefSeq and is a predicted model, not a curated record. Gene Ontology annotation, cellular component: CSF1-CSF1R complex; signaling receptor complex; plasma membrane. NCBI's taxonomy places the organism in Eukaryota, Metazoa, Chordata, Actinopteri, Perciformes, Anarhichadidae. Gene Ontology annotation, molecular function: growth factor binding; ATP binding; cytokine binding. The transcript has 22 exons. Gene Ontology annotation, biological process: cell surface receptor protein tyrosine kinase signaling pathway; positive regulation of kinase activity; regulation of MAPK cascade.